AUGGGCAACCAAUCCAUUGUGACAGAAUUUCUUCUAACUGGAUUUGUGGAUGACCAUGACACACAGAUUUUGCAUUUAUUGAUGUUUCUUUCUAUUUAUUUAACAGCUGUAGUGGGAAAUCUUCUGAUCAUCGCAGCUGUCACUCUAGACCAUCAUCUUCACAACCCCAUGUAUUUCUUUCUGGCCAACCUUUCAUUUUUAGAUGUUUGCUAUAUUUCUACUACAGUUCCUAAAUCCAUAGCUGUUUCAGUUACAAAAAACAAACUGAUUUCUUUUGCUGGAUGUGUUGCACAGGUCUUUUUAGUUGUCACAUUUGUUGGAGGAGAACUUUUUUUGCUCACUGUCAUGGCCUAUGACCGAUAUGUAGCCAUCUGCCACCCUCUGCAAUACAAUAUGAUCAUGAAUUCUAAUGCUUGCAUUCAGAUGGCAGCUACGGCCUGGAUAAGCAGCCUGAUCCAUGCAGUGUUAGAAACUAGUCUGACAUUCAGUGUGAACUUUUGUGGAUCCAAUAAAAUUGGACAAUUUUUCUGUGAUAUGGCUCUGUUGCAAAAAAUGACUUGCAUUGAUUCAAAUGUUCACACAAUUCUCAUUCUCAUCCUUGGGGUCAUUAUAGUCACAUUUUGCAUUGGACUCCUGUUUGCUUCUUACGGAUAUAUCUUUUCUGCAGUGCUGAAGAUUCCCUCAGUUCAAGCAAGAUAUAAAGCAUUCUCAAUGUGCACUCCUCAUCUGACUGUUUUUUCCUUAUUUGUCAUCACAGCUACUUUUUCAUAUAUGAUUCCAAAAACCCUUUCGACCCCAAUUGUGGACUUGGUUUCUGCAUGUCUGUAUACACUUUUGCCACCUGUUCUAAAUCCCAUCAUUUACAGUUUAAGGAAUAAGGAUAUACAAAAAUCUGUCUGGAAAAUAUCUUCCAGAUUAAAAUAUCUCCUAGGAUGA
This is a messenger RNA of Python bivittatus (Burmese python), 936 nucleotides long. RefSeq names its product olfactory receptor 14A16-like. Gene Ontology annotation, biological process: G protein-coupled receptor signaling pathway. Lineage: Eukaryota; Metazoa; Chordata; Lepidosauria; Squamata; Pythonidae. Gene Ontology annotation, cellular component: membrane. Gene Ontology annotation, molecular function: G protein-coupled receptor activity; olfactory receptor activity. The record is from RefSeq and is a predicted model, not a curated record.